This is a messenger RNA of Vanessa tameamea, 1242 nucleotides long. RefSeq names its product dynein light chain Tctex-type protein 2B-like. The transcript has 5 exons. The record is from RefSeq and is a predicted model, not a curated record. Gene Ontology annotation, biological process: microtubule-based movement. Gene Ontology annotation, molecular function: dynein intermediate chain binding. The coding region runs from base 130 to 591 and encodes 153 amino acids. Gene Ontology annotation, cellular component: cytoplasm; cytoplasmic dynein complex. NCBI's taxonomy places the organism in Eukaryota, Metazoa, Arthropoda, Insecta, Lepidoptera, Nymphalidae.
GAUCCAUAUUCCGCCUGUCAGUUCUCAGUACACAACUCUGUCGUCUACUUUACUUGUUGCCACUUGUUGCCAUAGAAACGUUUUUAAUUUAGUUCUUUGUACAAAACGAGCAACUAAACAAUUUAAAAAAUGGCUGAUGAAGAAGAAGUUGUAGACGAGGAGCCAGAAGUAGCCCAAGCUGGAAGUGGUGAUAGUGAAGCAGGACUUAGUCCUGUGGAAGCAGAGAAACCUCUUGCCCCACCCAAAUAUGAAGUUCGACCACGAUUGGGUCAUAAGUUUCAAGCUCAGAAUGUGAAGGCGAUAAUAUUAUCAACAAUGAAAGAGCAAUUGACAGAUCGCCAGUAUCGAGCAGAUCAAGCACCGCGUUGGGCUAAAAUGAUUUCUAACACAGUCAGGCAAAGAGUUCAAGAUCUUGAUAUGAAGAGAUACAAAAUCCUCGUUCAGACAACCUUAUUGGAGAUGAAGGGCGCUGGCUUUAAAUGCGGACAAAGAUGCAUCUGGGAUCCCGAGACAGAUUACUACACGGAUGAAUUGUUUCGCAACGAUACUAUAUUCUGCCACACAGUCGUGUACGGCGUUUAUAUGUAUUGACGUGUGUAUAUUACGAGAGAUAAUUAUUAUAAUAAAAAGUAAAUGAAGUAUUAAUAAGUAAUUAGUCCUUUAAACCGACUACGGCGCAGCGAAGGAAGAUAAUGCAUUUAUGUGUGUGUGUGUUGUGUCAGGCUCUGUCUGAUGUUGAUUGGGCUAUAGCUCAAGUCUGCAGAAAUGUGGGUGCAGUGAAAUAUUUUUAAAAAUCAAAUAUUGUUGUACCUGUAUCUAAAGAAUUGAAACGUCAUGUAUAUUUUUAAUUUUUUUUUCUUUUUUUUUUUAAAUAAAUGUAAUGUAUUUAUAAUAAAUCUCUUUACAAGCUUUUAUUUAUUAUAAUUUAUAAUUGUAUAUAUUAUUAUUAGAUAGCCAAAAUGGCCUGAUUUAGCAGCCGAGUGCGGCUUGGAACCGUAAUGUGCUAUGCAAGUCUCGAGUGUUGGCUGGUGAUAUAUAUUUGGUGACUUCUUGCUUCUAUGCAAUGAAUUAGCCCGUAGUCGGUAUUCGUUAACUUUUUCAUCUGUUUUCGAUUUUUUUUAUAGUAUUAGGAACAUGAAGCAAGUGAUCUUGCAUUAUGAUUUUUGUAUUCUAGUCUUAAUAUUUUAUUUAGUAUCUACAACAGAUACUUUAUGUAGUAAUAAACUAAUCGAUAAUUUUAAA